GUCAUCACGCGUCUAACUCAUGCUGGGUACUUCCCAAACCAAAGACAAGCAGGAGACGGAAUGGGAGGCUGACUGGUGGCAGCUCCAACCCCUCCUUGACCGCACGCCCACCCGGCCAGUCGAAUGGUCGACCUCCUCCCUGAUCUUCACCGCGGACCACUCCAGCCCCAUCCUCACCGCGCGCCAUUUCUCGUCCUCCAAGCAGUUUGAGCUUCCCCCACCAGCCAACGCCGACGAGAUCGCGGUUUUCAUGACCACCUUCCGCCCGCCGACGCUCAUCUCUGCCGCGCCGUCAGGGGACUGGCUGUUCGCGUACUAUCCUGGGAAUGGGAAGAAUAAAUGCUGUUUAUGGCAUCGCGGGGACGCGCUUGACAGCUGGACUGUGAACGACCAUUGGUCUGAGCCGUCAGACGUGAUUGCCGCAGAGUGGGUGGGCGUACCACGAGAGUGGACAGUCAACGACGAUGGGACUGCCUCCCGUCUACCUCCCCGCGGAUCCCCCACACCCGUGCUAUCUCACGGCCUCGUCGUCGUCACUCGAAAUCAUAGCUUGAAGCUCUUCUACUACCGCCACUACCAGAAGAAUGUCAAGAUCAUCCCCCUCACACUUAUGAACAUGUGCGUGAACGUCGAGGCCAAUACGAAGCCCGAGAUAGAGGGCCCACCUCUGCCCGGCUGCGUGCGGCUCUGCGCGAAGGCGGCGAUCGGCGUGAACUACAACGAUUCGUCUCUGUUGAUUGCUUCCCGCCUGUAUCGCGUCCCAGCACGGAACACAGGACCCCAAGAUCCCUUCGACGUGGAUGACGAUCCACAAGGCGUCGAAUGGGAGCAAUGGGGCGAAGAGCCUACCAUAGAACUCGCUGAGUGUGCCCUUCGGUUCAACGGCGAGCAAAUGAGUCUACAUGUGCAGGUUAUGCCACCAUUAUACCCUCGCAACGCAGCACCCAUCGCCGAACUGGCAUUUGCGAGUGCGCCACCGAAGGCGAUAGAGGGUCAGCAGACCCCGACAACACCCGGAGAGCGCUUCCUAGUCGUGUCGCACCUGGACUUUGGAGACUACACAUCGCCCCCGAAAUCAGAGCUAAGUAGUUAUUCCCUUGUUCUCAAGGACGAAAAAACGCCCAAGAGGCGCUGGGAAGUCAAGGAAGAAGCGACGCGGUCUUUCGAGCCGGAUGUCGUAACAUCGCUCGCGCCAUGUAAGGUGCCCACUCGCGGAACUUAUGCGACCGUCUUGCAUCGCUCGAGCAAGUACACUCGAGGGCGAGAGCGCGUAUGCAUAGGGCGAAUUCACCAUCUAAACUUACCAGAUCUCAGCGAUGCCCCGAAUUCUACGCCAACCUCUAUCGUAGUACCCGCAAGGCAUGUCGGAUGCGACUUACCUCUCUACACCACCAUCUCCCCCAACGGCACCCUUCUGUGUGCUAUCGCGCACAACCUUGCGCUUACGCGUCCCAAUGUGUACUUGCUCCCCCAAGCGUCGUCGGACCCUUCAGCAAUGGCGGAAGACGACAAGCCACCUCCGCCCCCUCAUCUCGCUCGCCAGAUCGCCGCCGCGUUGUACAACCGCCGGCGGACGGGCGACCUCACGCAUCUGCUUUCCCUGGCCGCAACACCGAUUGACGGAGCCCGCGAUACCCUCGCGGGCGUGCUGCAAGUGCUGCAGAAGAACACCGGUGGACGGACGCGGGUGGACUAUCGGUGGAUCGUGUUGGGGCUGGCGGUGGAGGUGUAUCGGUCGCGCGCACAACGAGCCAAGGAUGAGGAGAAGACCGAGCUAGGACGUCGAUGGCGCGCGGGGCGGGAUAUGUGCUCGCUGUUCGCGAUACAGCUGGCGUUCAAGGAGUGCAGUGACAACGAUGGGAAAUACGAUCUUGAUGCUUUGUGGCAACUCGUCGGCUUGUGUAGCUGGUUCGUGGGCUAUUUGGAGAGGCUUAUGAAGGAGAUGGUACAGUUUGGCAACUUACCUGCUCCGGAGAAGCCCAAAGAGGAUGACGAUCUGUUCGGGUCGGCGCCUGCAUCCCCCGAAAACUCAACUUCAACUGCUCCUUCGGGCGCUGAGACCAUCCCAUCACCUACGCUGUUGCCUUUCUCGCACGCCGCACUUGCGGAGACGCUGCUACACGUCGUCCAGCAGGCCAAUAAGUUGCGUGAGCAGGUGAACACGGCGCAGAUCAGCAACGAGCGCGCCUUCAUGGCGAAGAAUGUGUUCGUCGAUGUGGUCGACUGCGCGGGCGUGUCCCUAAAGGAUGUCGAGAAGUUGUUCGAGGAGGUGAAGGAUAUGGUGGAUGAGUCGAUCAAUGAAACCCAGCAGCGGCUCAGUCUUGUUACGUGCAAGCCGAUGCACGACACUCGCCAAGCGGUCCACACCAUCGCGCGCAAAAUCGCCACUUCGCCAGUGCUCGAUAAGAUGCGCCUCUUCAUCCGACCCACCGAUCUCGUCGACGGCCUCGGGCGCCUGUCCCUAGGUGACUUCGAUGCCUCGUCAUCCAACGCUGCCGACGACGCGGCCACUCCCCUACCCGACACCUCCAGCGGCGCGAGCAGCGCUAGAAAAGACCGCGACAGGGACAUGGUGACGAAGGCGCCGCUGGGACAGCAACGGGAGGCAUAUGUCUGCUUGCGGUGUGGUGGGAAGUCGGAUUUGCCGGUUGACUUGGCGGAUCCGGAUAUCGGGUGUCAGGGGUGGAGGAUUUGGGAGGGGAGGUGGGCGACCGAGUGUAUAUGUGGGGGCUCCUGGAUGACGGCCGCGAAUGCUUGAUGUUGGGGUGUCAUAUCUCUUUGAAAAAUGCAUUUUCUCCACGUGCAAGUUGAACGCCG
Molecule: messenger RNA, 2817 nt
Organism: Schizophyllum commune H4-8
Lineage: Eukaryota; Fungi; Basidiomycota; Agaricomycetes; Agaricales; Schizophyllaceae
Exons: 11
Coding region: 20-2758 (912 amino acids)
Source: RefSeq, a predicted model, not a curated record